GCUCGGCCAUUUCCGUAGGACCUCGGUUUUCCCCGCCUGGUUUCCAGACGGGCUUUAUGUCUGCCCCGUCGGCGGGGCGGGGAGGGAGAGGUGGUGCGCCUGCGCGGUCGCCAUCUUGCCCAGCUUGCCAGUGACAGAGACUGUGAGUGGGAAAAUAAUAGAGAAGGGGAGCCGCGACCCGCAGCCUGUCCUUAGCAACCCCGGCCCCUGCCCGGAGAACGGGCGGCACCCCUCCUUCCCUCCCUCUCACAACCAAUACCCAUCACAUCCACAUAUUAGUUCUGAAUGAUGCAGUGAAACGGCCAGCACCACCCCCCUAGCUCCUUCCUUCCCUCCCUCCCGGCAGCCGGACUCGGGCCUGCGAUGCUGCAGCCGCCGCCGAACCAGCGCUGGGCUUGAGCUAACGAGAGGGUGGAGGGGUGAGGGUAUCCCGCCUGCGCUCCGGAGGCUUGGGCCCCGUUGCCUGUGACUGAAAAGCCAGCGGCCGUAUUCCUCUCCCCCCCCCCCCCGUAACCCGGGACUACCACCACCUUCCCACCCAUCCAUCCACCCCGCCUCUCCUCCCCCAGCGGCCCGUUUAAAUGAGCCGGCGGCAGGCGAGGUGGAGGAGGCGUCUCCUUUGAGUUGCGAGGGAGGGGAGGAGGGUUUAGCAGACGCCGGCCGGCCGCCCGGGAGGUGGGUCAGACUCGGCUCAAAGCCGCGGGCCCCCCGCUCGGAGCGGGCUGGUUUGCCGCAGUCGGCUGGGCUGGGGGGUGGGGGGUGGUGGUAGUGUGCAAGAGUCAGGGGGAGGGAGGGAGGGAGGGGGUUUCUCUUUAAUUUUAAAUGCGAUGAUGCAGCAGUCGGAAAGCGCGGCGGACAGGAAGAUGGCGCAGCCGCUCUACCCUCGGCGGAGCAGCAGCGCGGCCAGCGCCGCCGCCUCCUCGGCCACGCUCGGCGGCCUGAUGGGUGCCGCGGCCGGACGCCCGCACCCGGACGAGAUACCGCCGGGCAGCAUGCGCUCGGCCGCCGUCGUGCCGGGCCCCAGUCCCAGCGGCGGGCCCAUCCCCCCCAACCCCGGGUCGGUGCCACCUCCGGCUGCGCCGCAUCCGCCGCAGAGCCUUAGCCUCCAUCCCUCUGCUACACCGCCGGGGCCGGUGUCCGUGGCCGGGGCCCAGAUAAAGAAGAAAAGUGGCUUUCAGAUUACCAGCGUGACCCCGGCGCAGAAUAACGCCGGCUCCAACAACAGCAUCGCUGAGGACACCGAGAGCUACGACGACAUGGACGAGUCUCACACUGAGGACCUGUCGUCCUCUGAGAUCCUGGACAUCUCCAGGGCCACCGACUACGAGCCGGAGCGCAGCUCCUCGGAGGAAACUUUAAACAACGUCGGGGAUGCCGAGACCCCCAGCGCCUUGUCUCCGAAUCAGCCUCGCCUGCCUCAGCACCAGACAACUUUGUUUAAUGGGAGCAUCCACGGUCUCCAUCCACACCACCUGCAUCACCCUCAUCCUCUUCACCAUCAUCAUCACCACCACCAUCUUCACCCAGCGAUGGUACCAGGGUCUGGGAUGGUCGGUGCCGCUGCUGCGACCCCUCCUACGGCGGGAGGAAUAACGCCUUUUGCAAAUGUUGCUUCCAGUACAGAAAAAAAUAGCAUCAGUGCACCCAUGCCUGGAUUAGUGAGCAGCUCGGUUGGCCCUUCUGCACCGCUGACAUCCAACAUCACCCCAGCUAAUGGAAACGCCAGGAGUGUAAGUGGAGUGAGCAAUGUUAGUAGUAAUGUAAGCAUCAACGUUGGUGGGACCAGUGGUGGCGUCAAUGCUAAUUCUGUUGGGGGUACUACCAGUGUUAUUGGGGCUUCUAGCACUGCAGCUUCUACAAGUGCAGCAGGAGGCCAAAUGCCUGCAGGAAGCCAGCAGCCUGCAAUUGGCAGUUCUAGAUUUAGAGUUGUGAAACUGGAUUCUAGCACUGAACCAUUCAAGAAGGGUCGAUGGGUUUGUACCGAGUUUUACGACAAGGAUAAUGCUACGGUUCUGGUUGAAAGCAUGUCUAUGAACAGGACAGUGGAGAGUGUAAAACAAGCAGCCGCUGAUGCAAAUCUGGAACGGGAAAGCACAAGUGGAGGGAGUUCGGUGAGCAGUACUUUGAGUGCAGUAGGUUAUUAUGUAGACAAUGCUGGCAAUGGAGAACCAGGUUUGGCAUCUGGACCUCAGCAACAGGCCUUUCAAGCAUUGUGCAACCAGCAGCUAGAUCUCAGCAGCAGUGGUCCUUUGCCACAAAGUGUUUCUCAGCCACAGCUUACACAAAUUCAGUUGCAUUCACAAGAUGUUAUGCAUUCGCAGCAGAAGCCAAGUGCUCCUCUUUCUGGUAGAACAAAUGUCAGUAAUGUAACUGGUGUUCAACAAGCCCCAAUUCCACAGCAGUUACCAUAUCCUCAGCAGCAGCCUUCACAGACCUUGUCAGCUGUAGGCCAGCCACAGCAACUGUCAUAUCCUCAGCAACAGCCAGCUUCACAGAUAACAACUCAGCAUGUUAUGUCGUCAAAUGCAAGUGCUGUCAUUACAGAAUAUUUGCAGCACUCUCAAGUGCAGCCUCCUGCACAAGCUAUGCAGCAGAGCAGUAGUGGAGUUGGAUCCACAGCACCAUCAGGCCAAGCACAAUCUGUAUUAGCACAAGUGCAAUCUGGACUAGCACCAAGUCAACCUGUGGGACAUGCUUCAGCAAUGAUGCCACCUGCUGGUUCUGCCAAUGGGCAACUGGUUACAGGUCAACAAGGGAGUACAAUCUCAUUGUUACAGCAGUCUUGUUCUCCACCUAUAAACCAGUCAGCGCCGAUUGGCUUACAAGCGAGUGCUCCUCCACCUUCCUCAGCACAGCAAGUUGGACAACCUCUGCAAGGUGGAAUGGUACAGCAGCCGGGCAGUGCGCCAGGGCUUGUGCAGCAAGUACCUACAGCACCACAGAAACAACAGUUGUUAACACAACCUCAAAGUCAAGGAGUUGAGAAUAUUAUUCAAAGUGUGAACAACCAACAGAUAACUGGAAUAAGUUCUACACCAUCUACUGUUACUGCCAACCAGCCCAACGUUGGGUCUAAUGUAUCCACCAGUAUACCUACUGCACCUGUAAGUGCUGUUCCACAACAAACCACCACUCAGACCUCUGCUGUGCAGAAUGGUAGCCAGCCAUCCAUUCCAACAAAUGUAAGCCUCCCUGUGGUACAAGGAGGACUGCAGAAAUUGGUGCCAGUCUCUGCCCAGUACCCAGCUACAGGUCAGUCAUUGUCGAAAGCAGUGGAAGAUUCUGGCCCACCUGCAGACCAGUCAGUGCUGAAUGUACAUCAGGUAGCUAUUGGAGAAACAGUGUUGAGUGCAGCCAAUGCUCUGGUCCAGGAAAUUGCCAGCAGUGCCAACCUACCGGCUUCUGCGUCGCUGCUUCCUUUAAAGACCUUGCCACUGUCCAUGCAACCCGUGGAUGGUGAAGAUGACAGUUCUUCUGGUGCCAGUGUGGUAGCCAUAGACAACAAGAUCGAGCAAGCCAUGGAUCUGGUGAAGAGUCACUUGAUGUAUGCAGUGAGGGAGGAAGUGGAGGUCCUUAAGGAACAGAUCAAAGAACUGGUGGAGAGAAACUCUCAGUUGGAACAGGAGAACAACCUGCUGAAGACUCUGGCUAGUCCUGAGCAGUUAGCUCAGUUUCAGGCACAGCUCCAGACAACUGGCUGUUCUCCGCCGGUGUCUCAAUCAGGACAAACCACUCAACCCACACCACCCAACGGAGGAUCAUCAGCUUAAAGUCCAGGCUGUACAAACCACUGGGGCCAUCGGGCUUUGCAGAGAAGAGAAAUAAAUCUGUCAUAUCAAUCAUCAUGUAAUAUUUCAUCGCACACCGACAAUUCCUAAUUGGUUACAGGAACUAGAGUUGUAUAAAGUCAGAAAGAAACUCUCUUCAGUGUUAAGACAGUUGUCUUUGGCUAAAGGAGUUUGCUUUGGGGGUGUGAAAUGAAACCUUGUUCUCAAAGAGAGUGGUUGUAUGCACAAAAGAGGAGAAGCUGUCAUGCAGCCCUGAGUGCGGGUUACCAAUCAUUGCUCAUGCUAUGAGAAUGCGUGCAGUUUUAUUUCAUUCAGCACGCCUAUAUCCGUGUGUGCAUGCGCAUGUAUGUGUGCGCACUAAUAUAACCGCUUCCUGACAAUGUUGAGGAAGAUGUGGAUCAGAGGCAAUCAGAUACUCUGGAGUCGAGGGGGCCGUGCCCUCCUUUACAGCGCUAUAGGCCACUUUGAAUUAUAAAUGAGCUAUGAAGACAAAACGGGAGUAUGAAGGCAAAGCUGAGCAGUAUUUAACUUGAACUUAUAGAACUGUCACCUUGGACCUUAAAUUGACAAGUUUGCUUUGUUUACACUUCUUCUCCAGGACGUGGAGAGGGGUAGAUUUUUCAAUUUAGAUGUGACUCUAAAGAUCUGUGGCAAUCCAAAAGGUUGUUCAUCUAAUGUAUAUUGUGUAUGUAGUGUAAGUAUUGUGUAAUAUAGAGCUGUAACUAUUAGGUUGUACAGAUUGAAAUCUUGCUGUUUCACUGAUCCAAUUGCAUUUGGACAUUUUUUAUGCUGUUGAACAGAAAUAGCAUUCAUGAACAAUUAUGCUGUUUGAAGAUACUGCAGGCCUGGGAGAAUUUUUUUUGUAAGUUAAUGGUACGUGACAGGUAAUAAUAGAAAGUAAGUGGUCCACUGGUCCCAUUUCUAUCAAGGUAAAGCAGCGGCAAAUGCUACACUUUAGAUGCAUUGACAGAAGUGGUCUCUCAGUCAGAAAUAGCACUGAGAGGUGAGAGUCUCUGGGUUUCAGUGGAAUUGAUUCUUUGUGAUGCUGUUGGUUCAGUAGUCCUUUGGUCUGUCAAAACCUAUACUGUAAUGGUUAGAUUCCUGUAGGUUCCAGGAGCAAUAGAUUCAUCUGGCCUGGGUAUAUUUGUUGCUUCUAGCUGGUGGUUGAAUACCUUCUGAGAAAAUUGUAUUCAACAGUAGUACAAUAUUUAGAACACCCACAAGAGUGUGUUUCAUAAUUAAGCACUCCAGACCUGAAAAAUUCUGUUAGCAGCUCUGAUUUCUGCUAUGGGUUUCACAUUAACAGUGUUGCUUAUGUUCUGGUGCAUGUUCUGAAACAGUUAUAACACAUUCAAUUAUACUCGACUGCUGCACAACUUCUCAACUUUCAAUAAACUCAUGUUGGUAAAUAAUC
Messenger RNA from Pristis pectinata (smalltooth sawfish), 5202 nucleotides. It is a transcript of the gene tsc22d1, whose product is annotated as TSC22 domain family, member 1. The coding region runs from base 828 to 3770 and encodes 980 amino acids. The transcript is spliced from 3 exons. The record is from RefSeq and is a predicted model, not a curated record. Lineage: Eukaryota; Metazoa; Chordata; Chondrichthyes; Rhinopristiformes; Pristidae. Gene Ontology annotation, biological process: regulation of transcription by RNA polymerase II.